UCCAAACCUGGCACACUGUGAUAACCAGACGUCAAUGGUCUGCGGCUGAGGGCUGUAGCGUUUAGAGAGUUCGCUGCUAGCUUUUGUUCGGUGGACACUAAACUAGGUACCGAUUAUUAGCUCAUGAGUACACGGACAGUAAACCAUACAAUCGAAUAACUGUCACACGUGAAACAUUAUUCCGCUCGGGCAGCACAAACUCUUCCCAACUGGCUGAACAUUCUACAUCCGUCUGCACCCAACACCUCCCUUCCUUUCCCUUGGCACCACAGAGGAAACACUCCUUUCUCUGAACUCUGCAUGACGGGAUAGAAAUGUAAACAAAGCAUCUAUACAAACAGGAGGGACUACAGUGGAUCUCUAAAUUGAUACCGUAAUCAUCCUGCAUCACUGCCCCUCCCCUCUUCCUCCCAUUCUUCCACUGGUCUUACUGGUUCUCCCCCCCUCAGUUCUCAACAUGGCGACUAUGUUCCUGCUCUGGCAGUGCCACUGACCUCCACCCUGGACUACCACCAUGGAGAGAAAACGCAGAAAGAAAUUAAUCUAGCUGCUCAGGCCGUUUGCAAUAUGGACUCAUUUUUGGAACUUUGGACCUGAAAUGCUCUGUCCCAUUCCCUGAUCCAGGUUUUAGCUGCUCAUAUCUCAUCUGAACCAGCGCGCCUGCUGCUGCAGUUUCAAAGAGCCUGGUCAGUCUGAUAGUUUGUGGUACUUCACAACUCAAUAUGCUCCUGCUUCCUGUGUGGGCAUCCAUGCUUUUGGGGCUGCUGGUGGGCUUCCUGCCUUUGGUAGGGAUGGAGCCGAUGGGAGGAGCCAGAUCUGACUCUGACCACUCCCCUGACUCAGAGCCCCUUCCCUCAUCAUCUGGCUCCAACUGUUCCCAGUUAACCCUCAAACUGGAGUUCUCCACCAAAGUGGUGGAACAUGAGUACAUCAUAGGAUUUACGGGGUAUUUCUCAGCCAAAGCUCGCAGCCUGUACAUCAGCAGCGCCCUGCGGAACGCUGGUGAUGCCGAGCUGGAGUGGCACAUUGUUCCCAGAGAAAACCCAGCCUCCGACUUCCCCAGUGACUUUGAGCUGGUCCACAUCCGUCAAGCUUCACCUAGCAGCCUACUGACCUUAGAGGACCACCCUUACAUCAAGAGGGUGACGCCGCAACGUAAAGUGUUCCGCAUGCUCAAAUAUGUUUCCUCACCCGAAUCUGCCACACCCUGCAACGCCACCCGUGGGACGCAAAAAUGGCAGUCAUGGCAGUCAUCCCGCCCUUUCCGUCGAACCAGCCUGUCACUGGGCUCAGGUUUCUGGCAUGCCACAGGCCGCCAUUCCAGCCGGCGACUACUGCGAGCCAUCCCCCGCCAUGUUGCCCAGAUCCUGCAGGCAGACGUUCUCUGGCAGAUGGGACACACCGGUUCUGGUGUGAAGGUGGCGGUGUUUGAUACAGGCCUGAGUGAGAAGCACCCACAUUUUAAGAAUGUAAAGGAAAGGACCAACUGGACAAAUGAAAAGACACUGGAUGAUGGUCUGGGCCACGGUACAUUUGUAGCAGGAGUCAUAGCCAGUAUGAGGGAGUGUCAGGGCUUCGCCCCCGACUCAGAGCUGCACAUCUUCAGAGUGUUCACCAAUAACCAGGUAUCGUACACCUCCUGGUUCCUGGAUGCUUUCAACUAUGCCAUCCUGAAGAAGAUUGAUGUUCUCAACCUCAGCAUUGGGGGCCCUGACUUCAUGGACCACCCCUUUGUUGAUAAGGUGUGGGAGCUCACUGCCAACAGAGUGAUCAUGGUCUCUGCUAUUGGCAAUGAUGGACCUCUCUAUGGCACACUAAAUAACCCAGCAGACCAGAUGGACGUCAUCGGGGUUGGAGGGAUUGACUUUGAAGAUAACAUCGCUCGGUUUUCCUCCAGAGGCAUGACCACCUGGGAGCUGCCGGGGGGUUAUGGCAGGGUGAAGCCUGACAUCGUCACCUAUGGUUCUGGCGUUCGGGGAUCGGGAAUGAAGGAGGGAUGUCGCUCUCUAUCUGGCACCAGUGUGGCCUCUCCUGUGGUGGCAGGUGCUGUUACCCUCCUGGCCAGCACUGUCCUGAACAGGGAGCUGGUGAAUCCAGCCUCCAUGAAGCAGGCUCUGAUUGCCUCGGCCCGCAGGCUGCCAGGGGUCAACAUGUUCGAGCAGGGCCAUGGGAAACUGGACCUGAUCAGAGCCUACCAGAUCCUCAACAGUUACAGGCCUCAGGCCAGUCUGUCUCCCAGCUACAUCGAUCUCACAGAGUGUCCCUACAUGUGGCCUUACUGCUCUCAGCCCAUCUACUAUGGAGGGAUGCCCACCAUCGUCAAUGUGACCAUUCUCAACGGCAUGGGUGUCACUGGCAGGAUUGUCGACAAGCCCAUCUGGCAGCCCUACCUCCCUCAGAACGGCGACCACAUUGAUGUGGCCGUCUCUUAUUCGCCAGUUUUGUGGCCGUGGGCUGGAUACCUGGCCGUGUCCAUCUCUGUUGCCAAGAAAGCGGCAUCAUGGGAAGGGAUUGCUCAAGGUCAUGUGAUGGUCACAGUGGCGUCGCCUGCCGAGAAUGAUUCUGAGGUGGGCAGUGAGCUGACCUCCACAGUCAAACUGCCCAUCAAGGUGAAGAUUGUGCCAACUCCACCCCGCAGUAAGAGGGUGCUGUGGGACCAGUACCACAACCUGCGCUACCCACCUGGCUAUUUUCCCCGAGACAACCUCCGCAUGAAAAACGACCCACUGGACUGGAAUGGAGACCACAUCCACACUAACUUCAGGGACAUGUAUCAACAUCUGAGGAGUAUGGGAUACUUUGUUGAAGUGCUGGGAGCGCCCCUCACCUGCUUUGAUGCCAGCCAGUAUGGUACACUGUUAAUGGUGGACAGCGAGGAAGAGUAUUUCCCAGAAGAGAUCACCAAGCUGAGGAGAGACAUUGACAACGGUCUGUCGCUCAUUGUCUUCAGUGACUGGUACAACACAUCAGUCAUGAGGAAGGUCAAGUUCUAUGACGAGAACACCAGGCAGUGGUGGAUGCCAGACACAGGGGGCGCUAACGUACCAGCUCUGAACGACCUGAUCUCAGUGUGGGGGAUGGCUUUCAGCGAUGGGCUCUAUGAGGGGGACUUCACUUUGGCUGAUCAUGACAUGUAUUAUGCUUCGGGCUGCAGCAUUGCUCGUUUCCCAGAGGAUGGGAUAGUGAUUGCCAAGAACCUUAAAGACCAAGGUCUGGAAGUGUUAAAGCAGGAGACAGCAGUGGUGGAGGGGGUUCCCAUCCUUGGACUGUACCAAACACCAUCUGACGGGGGAGGUCGGAUCGCUCUGUACGGCGACUCUAACUGCAUAGACGACAGCCACAGACAGAAAGACUGUUUCUGGCUGCUGGACGCUCUCCUUCAGUACACUUCCUACAGUAUGACCCCUCCCAGCCUCAGCCACUCCCACAGCAGGGUAGCACCACCCACAGGCAGCGAGCGCCCACUGCCACAGAGAUUGGAAGGCAACCAUCUCUACCGUUACUCCAAGGUUCUAGAGGCUCAUCUGGGAGACCCCAAGCCCCGCCCACUGCCAGCCUGCCCCCAUCUGUCUUGGGCGAAGCCGCAGCCAGUCAACGAGACAGCACCCAGUAACCUGUGGAAGCACCAGAAGCUUCUCUCAGUGGAUCUGGACAAAGUGGCAUUACCUAAUGUGAGGGCUUACCGUCCCCAGGUCAGACCUCUGUCUCCUGGGGAGAGCGGGGCUUGGGACAUCCCUGGAGGGAUAAUGCCUGGUCGCUACAACCAAGAAGUGGGCCAGACGAUCCCUGUGUUUGCCUUCCUGGGAGCGAUGGUGGUCUUGUCAUUUUUCGUGGUCCAGCUCACAAAGGCAAAGACCAAACCCAAGCGCAGGAAACCCCGCGUCAAACGGCCCACAUACCUCCAGCAGCAGCAGCAGCAGCAGACAACGGGGAAAAACCCAACAGUUUGACUGGGACUGCAACUUUGAAGUGCUCCCCGGGAUGCUGGGAUCACCUCCACAAACUGAGACGUUAUUAAAAGGACAGCUCGUGUUGAACAGCGACAGUGAAGCUGAUUUACAUGCAGUCCGUCGAGGUGGACGGGACGUCUAACUGUUGUGAGCUCGAGCCUGCCGGGCGUGAACGUACUGCAAGUCCGUUGUCUCACAGAUGCCGAGACAGUUUUUUGUGCCUCUCUGUUCAAGGCUGUCUGUGGGUGUUUGGACGAAUGAACAGUAUUAGUGUUACACACAUGAUGUAAACCAUACAAUAUACAUCUGGUCCUAAAAAUGCCUGUUUGAGACAGACAUGUUGUCUCCAUUUCACUCUUCUUUGACCAAACUGUUUCUUUAUGAAAGUAUUGUGUCUGACAUUUAUAUUUAUUGAAUUUGUUCGUACCCCAACACACACAUACACACACACACACACACGCACGCACACUCACACAGAAGUAAUAAAAUACAUACUGUACGCACUUUAAGAAUGAAGAAGUUGGCAUACAGUGGGACAGAACCACACCCUGCAAACACACAUGCAAUCAUGCAGACAUUUCCAAUACGAGGACCAUCAGAUGAUCAAGUUGUCUUCUCCUGUUUUGUAAGAUCUGCCCGUGUGUGUUUAAAAUCUGUGUCUUUUCAUUGUUUUUAUAUUUUCUAUAAUGAAUGAACUCUGGCCAGGCUUUCUGUUGAUAUCGUCCUUUAUGAUGAUUGACAGACUCAUUCAAAUGUAUCUCAUCCAUUAAAAGCAUAAU
This is a messenger RNA of Scatophagus argus, 4729 nucleotides long. RefSeq names its product membrane-bound transcription factor peptidase, site 1 (gene mbtps1). Gene Ontology annotation, molecular function: serine-type endopeptidase activity. The record is from RefSeq and is a predicted model, not a curated record. NCBI's taxonomy places the organism in Eukaryota, Metazoa, Chordata, Actinopteri, Scatophagidae. Bases 723 to 3950 code for a protein of 1075 amino acids. The transcript has 24 exons. Gene Ontology annotation, biological process: proteolysis. Gene Ontology annotation, cellular component: Golgi apparatus.